AGUGUGAGCUGUGCCCGCUGCCCCGCGGCGUUACAGCUGUGUCCAGGUGUAAAAUGGUCCGAACAACGACAGCAGAGAAUGAGGAGGACCAGAGGGGACAGGAGCUCGUGGGAAACCAGGAAAUCCCUGAGACUCUCCAGAUUAAACAGGAGCCUGAAGAACAGAGUGUCAAACAGGAGGAAGUGCAGCUGCAAGUGUCUGUCCCUGAGUCAACUGCUGUGUGUGUGAAGACAGAAGAGUCCACACAGGGAGAGGACAUCAGCUCAGAGACACAUGUCUGCUCAGAAACUGAGGGAGACAGAAACACUGAAAAUGAUGAAAACUGGGGAGCUCCAUUCAUCUAUUCAAUCUGUGUCCAGAUCCCCUCUCUGAGCCCAGGUCCCACUCUGAACCAGGAAAUCCCUGAGACUACCGAAAUUAAAGAGGAGCCAGAAGAACACAGCGUCAAACAGGAGGUAGAGCAGCUGCAAGUGUGUGUCCCUGAGUUCAGUGAUGCGUGUGUGAAGACAGAAGAGUUCUCACAGGGAGAGGACAUCAGCUCAUCAGAGACACAUGUCCACUCAGAGACUGAGGGAGACACGGAGCACUCUUCUGACACAGACUAUGAUGAAGACUGGGGAGAUCCAUUCAGCUGUUCACCUGCACAGAUGGAGACAGAGGCAGAUGGAGACUUCAGAGCCAGAAACAGCACUGAACCAAACUCAGGUCUAUCCCCUAAUUCUGCACCAGAGACCAGUGCCACUGUGGACAAUGAAGACAUGUCAGGAACAGCUGAUGGGGCUGAGAGGAAGAAACACCAGUGCUGUUUUUGUAAUGAGAAAUUUGGGUCUAAAUAUAAUUUACAAAGACACAUUAGAGUUCACACAGGAGAGAAACCAUUCAGCUGUCCAAUCUGUAAGAAAACUUUUGCCCAAAACGAUCAUCUUAAAGAACACAUGAGAACACAUACAGGUGAGAAACCUUACAGCUGCUCUGUCUGUGAGAAAACGUUCACCCACAAGGGGAGCCUAUAUGCACAUGGAAGAUUGCACAGAGGUGAAAAACCUUACAGCUGUUCUGUUUGUAAUACACGGUUUAGCUCGAGCUACAAUCUGAAAAGUCACAUGAGUACACACACAGGAGAGAAACCUUUCAGCUGUUCCGUAUGUAAUUUACGGUUCACCUCAAGUUCUCAUCUAAAAAGACAUACAAGUACACACACGGGAGAGAAACCUUACAGCUGUUCAGUCUGUAGUACACGGUUUUCCUUAAGUUCUAGCUUGAAUAGACAUAUGAGAACACACACAGGAGAAAAACCUUAUAGCUGUCCUUUCUGUAAUACACGUUUUACGUCAAGUUACAAACUGAAAAGUCAUAUGAGUACACACACAGGAGAGAAACCUUACUGUUGUUCUGUCUGUAGUACACGAUUUGCCUCAAGUUAUUAUCUGAAAAGACAUAUGAGAAGUCACACAGGAGAGAAACCUUACGGCUGUUCUACCUGUGAUAAACAGUUUACCUCGAGCUAUUAUCUGAAAUGUCAUAUGAGGAGUCACACAGGAGAAAAACCUUACUGCUGUUCUGUCUGUAAUUCACGGUUUACCUCAAAUGAUUCCCUGAAAUGUCAUAUGAGGAUUCACACAGGAGAGAAACCUUACAGCUGUUCUGUCUGUAAUACACGGUUUACCUUGAGCUCUUCUCUGAAAAGACACAUGAGAACUCACACAGAAGAGGAUUAGGCUGAUCAUGACUGAAGGUUUUGGGGUGUGCUCAUAUGUGGGUACAAUAUUUCAAAGAGAUUGUUGUUUAAAGUGCAUUUGACAGUUUAGACUACUCAUUUCAACUAAAACAUAGUUAACUUCAUUUUAUUUAAGAUUUGAUUAAAAAUCUUUAAUAAUAAUAUUGUAAUUUUAUUUUUUUCUAUUUUACUUCCUGGUUGGACAAGGGCCAAAGCUAAAUUGCACUUCAGUUAUGAUUGGACUAAUGAAUAUUAAUGACAAUAAUGUUAUUGUGUUUAAAUUAAUGUUAAAACUGCCUGAAAAAUGCCUUCCUGUGAAAUGUGUGUGAGUGUGAAAUUGCUGCACGUUUGGGUGUAAAGUUCUUGAGAGUAAGGUUUUGGGUGUAAGGUUUUUGGGUGUAAUGUUCUGUGUUGAUGUAGGUAGAGGUAUUGGUUUUCAAUAGAAUUCCUCAUUUUGAUUAUUUUUUUCAUUCUGAUUUUCAAUUGCUGAAUUUGUAAAUAUACAUUUGUAAUGUGUCACUAUUUAUAAUUUCAAACCCAGUAAAAAUUCAAUGUAAAAUUUGCAGUGAAAAAAUUCACAGCAAAGAUCCAAGAUGCCAAGGCAUGAGCAACCGAUCACAUCUGACUGAGGAGGAUGGAGGCUGUGUCUAUUCUUUUCUGUGGUUGGGACUUAUGGUUAAGGAAUCAAAGACAUGAGGUAUUGAUUAGGCUAAUUCUGAUCAAUCAUACUGGUUCCCUACAGCCUUUCUUGGUUGUUACUAAGUUAGAUCGAUUGCUUGGCAUCCUGCAUAUUUGCUGUGAAAUUUUUCACUUCACAGAAAUUAUAAAUUAAAUAAUUAAUUAGAUUAUAAUUCAAUUCAAGUUUAUUUAUAUAGCACAUUUAAAAACAACCUCAGCUGACCAAAGUGCUUCACACAAAAUAACAAUAUAAGGGUUUGAAAAUAUGUCUGCUGAAUUUUUAAAAGGCAUUUUUUUAAUUUUUUUAUUUCAUUAACUGAAAUUCAGGAUAAAAAAUAUUCAAACAUGUUUUUUUACAGUAAAAAAAAAUCAAAGUGAGAAAUUCAACACUAAUUGAAAUAAAAAAAUCUGAAACAAAUUAUCUUCCAUAGUAAUGACAUUUCUUGUUUUUUAUGCAUUAAAUACUCUUUAUAUCAUU
Periophthalmus magnuspinnatus is the source of this 2873-nucleotide messenger RNA. Its product is annotated as zinc finger protein OZF-like. The transcript has 5 exons. Lineage: Eukaryota; Metazoa; Chordata; Actinopteri; Gobiiformes; Gobiidae. The record is from RefSeq and is a predicted model, not a curated record. Gene Ontology annotation, cellular component: nucleus. The coding region runs from base 54 to 1718 and encodes 554 amino acids. Gene Ontology annotation, molecular function: RNA polymerase II cis-regulatory region sequence-specific DNA binding; DNA-binding transcription factor activity, RNA polymerase II-specific. Gene Ontology annotation, biological process: central nervous system development; regulation of transcription by RNA polymerase II.